UCCACACCCCUGCCCCCUCAUGCCAUCCGCUCCCCCCGCCCCUACCCUCCGCGUGCCCGCUCCCUUGCCGCCUCUUUUGACCCUCCCUGCCCCCCCUCGCCGUUUCCCACCGCCCGCCAUUCGCUCCUCCCCGCCCGUGCGCUCCCCUCCUUUACCUUCUCCUCCCCCCUCCCCUCCUCUGCUGCACGCCUCUUCCUUCCCCUCGCCGACCCACUCCACUCCCUGCCCCUCCUCAAUCCGCACCCUGCCCCUCGUAUCUCGCCCCCCUAUGCUUGGUUUCUCCCCUCCCUAGCCCCUCGCCGCCUUUCCCCGCUCCCCACCUCCCCCCUCUCCCUGCCCCCCCCCCACUCUCCCCCCCCUUGUCCUUGGCUUCCUACCUCCCUGCCUCACCUUUCCCCCCUCCGUGUGCUCAGCUUCUCCCCUCCCUGCCCCUCCCUCCUCCCCGCCCUGCCCCUCAUUUUCCGCCCCCCCCCCCACGCCCGGUUUCUCCCCUCCCCCGCGCCUCCCUUUCUUUCUCCGUGCCUCUCCUUUGCUCCCUCCCUGCCCCCGCCUGCCCAUGCCCCUGUCCUUGGCUUCUCCCCUCCCUGCCCCACGUUUCUUCCCUCCCUGCCCCCCGUCUGCCCCUCCCUUGUUCUCCCCUCACCCAUUGCUUCUCUCCUCCCUGCCCUUGAUUUCCCACACCCCUGCCCUCGUUUCCUAUCAUCCAUGCCCCUCGUUUCCCCCCUUUGUACGUUCAGCCUCUUCCCUCCCUGCCCCUCCUUCCUCCCCCCCUGCCCUUUGCUCUCCCCUCGUUACGCUCCCUUCUCCCCAUCCCUGCUGCCCUCUUACCACCAUCAGCCCAUCCCCACGACCAGCCCCCCUCCCACCCUUCAAUCCCCCCCUCCCUCCUCUCUCUCUCUCUCUCUCUCUCUUUCUCUCACACACACACACACACGCACACUCCCCUCCCCCACCCCCCCCACCUACAUCCUCCCAUUCUGCCCCUCCCUGCCCCUUUCCCACCCCCUCGCACGCCCCUCACCUCCCACCUCCGUGCAACUGGUUUCCCCCCUAUGGUGCCACCCUUGCAUCGCUCGCCCCUCUGCUCACCCUCUGCCCGCCCCUUUUCCGUGCCCUCAGUUGGCCCAGCCCCUGCCCGUUGCUGCCCCUCCCCUUGCCCCCUCAACUCCCCUGCCCCCCGUACACCCCAAGUCCCAUCCAACCGCCCCCACCCUCCCCCGGCUGCCCGUUUCCGCUCUCCACCCCCGCGACCGUGUGCGGCUUCCAACCGCCCAACGGUGUCACACCCCCUGCCCCCUCAUGCCAUCCGCUCCCCCCGCCCCUACCCUCCGCGUGCCCGCUCCCUUGCCGCCUCUUUUGACCCUCCCUGCCCCCCCUCGCCGUUUCCCACCGCCCGCCAUUCGCUCCUCCCCGCCCGUGCGCUCCCCUCCUUUACCUUCUCCUCCCCCCUCCCCUCCUCUGCUGCACGCCUCUUCCUUCCCCUCGCCGACCCACUCCACUCCCUGCCCCUCCUCAAUCCGCACCCUGCCCCUCGUAUCUCGCCCCCCUAUGCUUGGUUUCUCCCCUCCCUGCCCCUCGCCGCCUUUCCCCGCUCCCCACCUCCCCCCUCUCCCUGCCCCCCCACUCUCCCCCCCCCUUGUCCUUGGCUUCCUACCUCCCUGCCUCACCUUUCCCCCCUCCGUGUGCUCAGCUUCUCCCCUCCCUGCCCCUCCCUCCUCCCCGCCCUGCCCCUCAUUUUCCGCCCCCCCCCACGCCCGGUUUCUCCCCUCCCCGCGCCUCCCUUUCUUUCUCCGUGCCUCUCCUUUGCUCCCUCCCUGCCCCCGCCUGCCCAUGCCCCUGUCCUUGGCUUCUCCCCUCCCUGCCCCACGUUUCUUCCCUCCCUGCCCCCCGUCUGCCCCUCCCUUGUUCUCCCCUCACCCAUUGCUUCUCUCCUCCCUGCCCUUGAUUUCCCACACCCCUGCCCUCGUUUCCUAUCAUCCAUGCCCCUCGUUUCCCCCCUUUGUACGUUCAGCCUCUUCCCUCCCUGCCCCUCCCUUCCUCCCCCCCUGCCCUUUGCUCUCCCCUCGUUACGCUCCCUUCUCCCCAUCCCUGCUGCCCUCUUACCACCAUCAGCCCAUCCCCACGACCAGCCCCCCUCCCACCCUUCAAUCCCCCCCUCCCUCCCUCUCUCUCUCUCUCUCUCUUUCUCUCACACACACACACACGCACACUCCCCUCCCCCACCCCCCCCCACCUACAUCCUCCCAUUCUGCCCCUCCCUGCCCCUUUCCCACCCCCUCGCACGCCCCUCACCUCCCACCUCCGUGCAACUGGUUUCCCCCCUAUGGUGCCACCCUUGCAUCGCUCGCCCCUCUGCUCACCCUCUGCCCGCCCCUUUUCCGUGCCCUCAGUUGGCCCAGCCCCUGCCCGUUGCUGCCCCUCCCCUUGCCCCCUCAACUCCCCUGCCCCCCGUACACCCCAAGUCCCAUCCAACCGCCCCCACCCUCCCCCGGCUGCCCGUUUCCGCUCUCCACCCCCGCGACCGUGUGCGGCUUCCAACCGCCCAACGGUGGUGCGCACGGGGCUCACACCCCCUGCCCCCUCAUGCCAUCCGCUCCCCCCGCCCCUACCCUCCGCGUGCCCGCUCCCUUGCCGCCUCUUUUGACCCUCCCUGCCCCCCCUCGCCGUUUCCCACCGCCCGCCAUUCGCUCCUCCCCGCCCGUGCGCUCCCCUCCUUUACCUUCUCCUCCCCCCUCCCCUCCUCUGCUGCACGCCUCUUCCUUCCCCUCGCCGACCCACUCCACUCCCUGCCCCUCCUCAAUCCGCACCCUGCCCCUCGUAUCUCGCCCCCCUAUGCUUGCUUCUCCCCUCCCUGCCCCUCCCUCCUCCCCGCCCUGCCCCUCAUUUUCCGCCCCCCCCCCACGCCCGGUUUCUCCCCUCCCCGCGCCUCCCUUUCUUUCUCCGUGCCUCUCCUUUGCUCCCUCCCUGCCCCCGCCUGCCCAUGCCCCUGUCCUUGGCUUCUCCCCUCCCUGCCCCACGUUUCUUCCCUCCCUGCCCCCCGUCUGCCCCUCCCUUGUUCUCCCCUCACCCAUUGCUUCUCUCCUCCCUGCCCUUGAUUUCCCACACCCCUGCCCUCGUUUCCUAUCAUCCAUGCCCCUCGUUUCCCCCCUUUGUACGUUCAGCCUCUUCCCUCCCUGCCCCUCCCUUCCUCCCCCCCUGCCCUUUGCUCUCCCCUCGUUACGCUCCCUUCUCCCCAUCCCUGCUGCCCUCUUACCACCAUCAGCCCAUCCCCACGACCAGCCCCCCUCCCACCCUUCAAUCCCCCCCUCCCUCCCUCUCUCUCUCUCUCUCUCUUUCUCUCACACACACACACACGCACACUCCCCUCCCCCACCCCCCCCCACCUACAUCCUCCCAUUCUGCCCCUCCCUGCCCCUUUCCCACCCCCUCGCACGCCCCUCACCUCCCACCUCCGUGCAACUGCCCCUGCCCGUUGCUGCCCUCCCCUUGCCCCCUCAACUCCCCUGCCCCCCGUACACCCCAAGUCCCAUCCAACCGCCCCCACCCUCCCCCGGCUGCCCGUUUCCGCUCUCCACCCCCGCGACCGUGUGCGGCUUCCAACCGCCCAACGGUGGUGCGCACGGGGCUCACACCCCCUGCCCCCUCAUGCCAUCCGCUCCCCCCGCCCCUACCCUCCGCGUGCCCGCUCCCUUGCCGCCUCUUUUGACCCUCCCUGCCCCCCCUCGCCGUUUCCCACCGCCCGCCAUUCGCUCCUCCCCGCCCGUGCGCUCCCCUCCUUUACCUUCUCCUCCCCCCUCCCCUCCUCUGCUGCACGCCUCUUCCUUCCCCUCGCCGACCCACUCCACUCCCUGCCCCUCCUCAAUCCGCACCCUGCCCCUCGUAUCUCGCCCCCCUAUGCUUGGUUUCUCCCCUCCCUGCCCCUCGCCGCCUUUCCCCGCUCCCCACCUCCCCCCUCUCCCUGCCCCCCCCCACUCUCCCCCCCCUUGUCCUUGGCUUCCUACCUCCCUGCCUCACCUUUCCCCCCUCCGUGUGCUCAGCUUCUCCCCUCCCUGCCCCUCCCUCCUCCCCGCCCUGCCCCUCAUUUUCCGCCCCCCCCCACGCCCGGUUUCUCCCCUCCCCGCGCCUCCCUUUCUUUCUCCGUGCCUCUCCUUUGCUCCCUCCCUGCCCCCGCCUGCCCAUGCCCCUGUCCUUGGCUUCUCCCCUCCCUGCCCCACGUUUCUUCCCUCCCUGCCCCCCGUCUGCCCCUCCCUUGUUCUCCCCUCACCCAUUGCUUCUCUCCUCCCUGCCCUUGAUUUCCCACACCCCUGCCCUCGUUUCCUAUCAUCCAUGCCCCUCGUUUCCCCCCUUUGUACGUUCAGCCUCUUCCCUCCCUGCCCCUCCCUUCCUCCCCCCCUGCCCUUUGCUCUCCCCUCGUUACGCUCCCUUCUCCCCAUCCCUGCUGCCCUCUUACCACCAUCAGCCCAUCCCCACGACCAGCCCCCCUCCCACCCUUCAAUCCCCCCCUCCCUCCCUCUCUCUCUCUCUCUCUCUCUUUCUCUCACACACACACACACGCACACUCCCCUCCCCCACCCCCCCCACCUACAUCCUCCCAUUCUGCCCCUCCCUGCCCCUUUCCCACCCCCUCGCACGCCCCUCACCUCCCACCUCCGUGCAACUGGUUUCCCCCCUAUGGUGCCACCCUUGCAUCGCUCGCCCCUCUGCUCACCCUCUGCCCGCCCCUUUUCCGUGCCCUCAGUUGGCCCAGCCCCUGCCCGUUGCUGCCCCUCCCCUUGCCCCCUCAACUCCCCUGCCCCCCGUACACCCCAAGUCCCAUCCAACCGCCCCCACCCUCCCCCGGCUGCCCGUUUCCGCUCUCCACCCCCGCGACCGUGUGCGGCUUCCAACCGCCCAACGGUGGUGCGCACGGGGCGUUUCUUCGCACGGGCAAGCCUCCCCGGGGGCCCCCCACCCCGCUGGGUCGUUUCACACCCCCUGCCCCCUCAUGCCAUCCGCUCCCCCCGCCCCUACCCUCCGCGUGCCCGCUCCCUUGCCGCCUCUUUUGACCCUCCCUGCCCCCCCUCGCCGUUUCCCACCGCCCGCCAUUCGCUCCUCCCCGCCCGUGCGCUCCCCUCCUUUACCUUCUCCUCCCCCCUCCCCUCCUCUGCUGCACGCCUCUUCCUUCCCCUCGCCGACCCACUCCACUCCCUGCCCCUCCUCAAUCCGCACCCUGCCCCUCGUAUCUCGCCCCCCUAUGCUUGGUUUCUCCCCUCCCUGCCCCUCGCCGCCUUUCCCCGCUCCCCACCUCCCCCCUCUCCCUGCCCCCCCCACUCUCCCCCCCUUGUCCUUGGCUUCCUACCUCCCUGCCUCACCUUUCCCCCCUCCGUGUGCUCAGCUUCUCCCCUCCCUGCCCCUCCCUCCUCCCCGCCCUGCCCCUCAUUUUCCGCCCCCCCCCACGCCCGGUUUCUCCCCUCCCCGCGCCUCCCUUUCUUUCUCCGUGCCUCUCCUUUGCUCCCUCCCUGCCCCCGCCUGCCCAUGCCCCUGUCCUUGGCUUCUCCCCUCCCUGCCCCACGUUUCUUCCCUCCCUGCCCCCCGUCUGCCCCUCCCUUGUUCUCCCCUCACCCAUUGCUUCUCUCCUCCCUGCCCUUGAUUUCCCACACCCCUGCCCUCGUUUCCUAUCAUCCAUGCCCCUCGUUUCCCCCCUUUGUACGUUCAGCCUCUUCCCUCCCUGCCCCUCCCUUCCUCCCCCCCUGCCCUUUGCUCUCCCCUCGUUACGCUCCCUUCUCCCCAUCCCUGCUGCCCUCUUACCACCAUCAGCCCAUCCCCACGACCAGCCCCCCUCCCACCCUUCAAUCCCCCCCUCCCUCCCUCUCUCUCUCUCUCUCUCUCUUUCUCUCACACACACACACACGCACACUCCCCUCCCCCACCCCCCCCCACCUACAUCCUCCCAUUCUGCCCCUCCCUGCCCCUUUCCCACCCCCUCGCACGCCCCUCACCUCCCACCUCCGUGCAACUGGUUUCCCCCCUAUGGUGCCACCCUUGCAUCGCUCGCCCCUCUGCUCACCCUCUGCCCGCCCCUUUUCCGUGCCCUCAGUUGGCCCAGCCCCUGCCCGUUGCUGCCCCUCCCCUUGCCCCCUCAACUCCCCUGCCCCCCGUACACCCCAAGUCCCAUCCAACCGCCCCCACCCUCCCCCGGCUGCCCGUUUCCGCUCUCCACCCCCGCGACCGUGUGCGGCUUCCAACCGCCCAACGGUGGUGCGCACGGGGCGUUUCUUCGCACGGGCAAGCCUCCCCGGGGGCCCCCCACCCCGCUGGGUCGUUUCACACCCCCUGCCCCCUCAUGCCAUCCGCUCCCCCCGCCCCUACCCUCCGCGUGCCCGCUCCCUUGCCGCCUCUUUUGACCCUCCCUGCCCCCCCUCGCCGUUUCCCACCGCCCGCCAUUCGCUCCUCCCCGCCCGUGCGCUCCCCUCCUUUACCUUCUCCUCCCCCCUCCCCUCCUCUGCUGCACGCCUCUUCCUUCCCCUCGCCGACCCACUCCACUCCCUGCCCCUCCUCAAUCCGCACCCUGCCCCUCGUAUCUCGCCCCCCUAUGCUUGGUUUCUCCCCUCCCUGCCCCUCGCCGCCUUUCCCCGCUCCCCACCUCCCCCCUCUCCCUGCCCCCCCCCACUCUCCCCCCCCUUGUCCUUGGCUUCCUACCUCCCUGCCUCACCUUUCCCCCCUCCGUGUGCUCAGCUUCUCCCCUCCCUGCCCCUCCCUCCUCCCCGCCCUGCCCCUCAUUUUCCGCCCCCCCCCCACGCCCGGUUUCUCCCCUCCCCGCGCCUCCCUUUCUUUCUCCGUGCCUCUCCUUUGCUCCCUCCCUGCCCCCGCCUGCCCAUGCCCCUGUCCUUGGCUUCUCCCCUCCCUGCCCCACGUUUCUUCCCUCCCUGCCCCCCGUCUGCCCCUCCCUUGUUCUCCCCUCACCCAUUGCUUCUCUCCUCCCUGCCCUUGAUUUCCCACACCCCUGCCCUCGUUUCCUAUCAUCCAUGCCCCUCGUUUCCCCCCUUUGUACGUUCAGCCUCUUCCCUCCCUGCCCCUCCCUUCCUCCCCCCCUGCCCUUUGCUCUCCCCUCGUUACGCUCCCUUCUCCCCAUCCCUGCUGCCCUCUUACCACCAUCAGCCCAUCCCCACGACCAGCCCCCCUCCCACCCUUCAAUCCCCCCCUCCCUCCCUCUCUCUCUCUCUCUCUCUCUUUCUCUCACACACACACACACGCACACUCCCCUCCCCCACCCCCCCCACCUACAUCCUCCCAUUCUGCCCCUCCCUGCCCCUUUCCCACCCCCUCGCACGCCCCUCACCUCCCACCUCCGUGCAACUGGUUUCCCCCCUAUGGUGCCACCCUUGCAUCGCUCGCCCCUCUGCUCACCCUCUGCCCGCCCCUUUUCCGUGCCCUCAGUUGGCCCAGCCCCUGCCCGUUGCUGCCCCUCCCCUUGCCCCCUCAACUCCCCUGCCCCCCGUACACCCCAAGUCCCAUCCAACCGCCCCCACCCUCCCCCGGCUGCCCGUUUCCGCUCUCCACCCCCGCGACCGUGUGCGGCUUCCAACCGCCCAACGGUGUCACACCCCCUGCCCCCUCAUGCCAUCCGCUCCCCCCGCCCCUACCCUCCGCGUGCCCGCUCCCUUGCCGCCUCUUUUGACCCUCCCUGCCCCCCCUCGCCGUUUCCCACCGCCCGCCAUUCGCUCCUCCCCGCCCGUGCGCUCCCCUCCUUUACCUUCUCCUCCCCCCUCCCCUCCUCUGCUGCACGCCUCUUCCUUCCCCUCGCCGACCCACUCCACUCCCUGCCCCUCCUCAAUCCGCACCCUGCCCCUCGUAUCUCGCCCCCCUAUGCUUGCUUCUCCCCUCCCUGCCCCUCCCUCCUCCCCGCCCUGCCCCUCAUUUUCCGCCCCCCCCCCACGCCCGGUUUCUCCCCUCCCCGCGCCUCCCUUUCUUUCUCCGUGCCUCUCCUUUGCUCCCUCCCUGCCCCCGCCUGCCCAUGCCCCUGUCCUUGGCUUCUCCCCUCCCUGCCCCACGUUUCUUCCCUCCCUGCCCCCCGUCUGCCCCUCCCUUGUUCUCCCCUCACCCAUUGCUUCUCUCCUCCCUGCCCUUGAUUUCCCACACCCCUGCCCUCGUUUCCUAUCAUCCAUGCCCCUCGUUUCCCCCCUUUGUACGUUCAGCCUCUUCCCUCCCUGCCCCUCCCUUCCUCCCCCCCUGCCCUUUGCUCUCCCCUCGUUACGCUCCCUUCUCCCCAUCCCUGCUGCCCUCUUACCACCAUCAGCCCAUCCCCACGACCAGCCCCCCUCCCACCCUUCAAUCCCCCCCUCCCUCCCUCUCUCUCUCUCUCUCUCUUUCUCUCACACACACACACACGCACACUCCCCUCCCCCACCCCCCCCACCUACAUCCUCCCAUUCUGCCCCUCCCUGCCCCUUUCCCACCCCCUCGCACGCCCCUCACCUCCCACCUCCGUGCAACUGGUUUCCCCCCUAUGGUGCCACCCUUGCAUCGCUCGCCCCUCUGCUCACCCUCUGCCCGCCCCUUUUCCGUGCCCUCAGUUGGCCCAGCCCCUGCCCGUUGCUGCCCCUCCCCUUGCCCCCUCAACUCCCCUGCCCCCCGUACACCCCAAGUCCCAUCCAACCGCCCCCACCCUCCCCCGGCUGCCCGUUUCCGCUCUCCACCCCCGCGACCGUGUGCGGCUUCCAACCGCCCAACGGUGGUGCGCACGGGGCUCACACCCCCUGCCCCCUCAUGCCAUCCGCUCCCCCCGCCCCUACCCUCCGCGUGCCCGCUCCCUUGCCGCCUCUUUUGACCCUCCCUGCCCCCCCUCGCCGUUUCCCACCGCCCGCCAUUCGCUCCUCCCCGCCCGUGCGCUCCCCUCCUUUACCUUCUCCUCCCCCCUCCCCUCCUCUGCUGCACGCCUCUUCCUUCCCCUCGCCGACCCACUCCACUCCCUGCCCCUCCUCAAUCCGCACCCUGCCCCUCGUAUCUCGCCCCCCUAUGCUUGGUUUCUCCCCUCCCUGCCCCUCGCCGCCUUUCCCCGCUCCCCACCUCCCCCCUCUCCCUGCCCCCCCCACUCUCCCCCCCCUUGUCCUUGGCUUCCUACCUCCCUGCCUCACCUUUCCCCCCUCCGUGUGCUCAGCUUCUCCCCUCCCUGCCCCUCCCUCCUCCCCGCCCUGCCCCUCAUUUUCCGCCCCCCCCCCACGCCCGGUUUCUCCCCUCCCCGCGCCUCCCUUUCUUUCUCCGUGCCUCUCCUUUGCUCCCUCCCUGCCCCCGCCUGCCCAUGCCCCUGUCCUUGGCUUCUCCCCUCCCUGCCCCACGUUUCUUCCCUCCCUGCCCCCCGUCUGCCCCUCCCUUGUUCUCCCCUCACCCAUUGCUUCUCUCCUCCCUGCCCUUGAUUUCCCACACCCCUGCCCUCGUUUCCUAUCAUCCAUGCCCCUCGUUUCCCCCCUUUGUACGUUCAGCCUCUUCCCUCCCUGCCCCUCCCUUCCUCCCCCCCUGCCCUUUGCUCUCCCCUCGUUACGCUCCCUUCUCCCCAUCCCUGCUGCCCUCUUACCACCAUCAGCCCAUCCCCACGACCAGCCCCCCUCCCACCCUUCAAUCCCCCCCUCCCUCCCUCUCUCUCUCUCUCUCUCUUUCUCUCACACACACACACACGCACACUCCCCUCCCCCACCCCCCCCCACCUACAUCCUCCCAUUCUGCCCCUCCCUGCCCCUUUCCCACCCCCUCGCACGCCCCUCACCUCCCACCUCCGUGCAACUGGUUUCCCCCCUAUGGUGCCACCCUUGCAUCGCUCGCCCCUCUGCUCACCCUCUGCCCGCCCCUUUUCCGUGCCCUCAGUUGGCCCAGCCCCUGCCCGUUGCUGCCCCUCCCCUUGCCCCCUCAACUCCCCUGCCCCCCGUACACCCCAAGUCCCAUCCAACCGCCCCCACCCUCCCCCGGCUGCCCGUUUCCGCUCUCCACCCCCGCGACCGUGUGCGGCUUCCAACCGCCCAACGGUGUCACACCCCCUGCCCCCUCAUGCCAUCCGCUCCCCCCGCCCCUACCCUCCGCGUGCCCGCUCCCUUGCCGCCUCUUUUGACCCUCCCUGCCCCCCCUCGCCGUUUCCCACCGCCCGCCAUUCGCUCCUCCCCGCCCGUGCGCUCCCCUCCUUUACCUUCUCCUCCCCCCUCCCCUCCUCUGCUGCACGCCUCUUCCUUCCCCUCGCCGACCCACUCCACUCCCUGCCCCUCCUCAAUCCGCACCCUGCCCCUCGUAUCUCGCCCCCCUAUGCUUGGUUUCUCCCCUCCCUGCCCCUCGCCGCCUUUCCCCGCUCCCCACCUCCCCCCUCUCCCUGCCCCCCCCACUCUCCCCCCCCUUGUCCUUGGCUUCCUACCUCCCUGCCUCACCUUUCCCCCCUCCGUGUGCUCAGCUUCUCCCCUCCCUGCCCCUCCCUCCUCCCCGCCCUGCCCCUCAUUUUCCGCCCCCCCCCCACGCCCGGUUUCUCCCCUCCCCGCGCCUCCCUUUCUUUCUCCGUGCCUCUCCUUUGCUCCCUCCCUGCCCCCGCCUGCCCAUGCCCCUGUCCUUGGCUUCUCCCCUCCCUGCCCCACGUUUCUUCCCUCCCUGCCCCCCGUCUGCCCCUCCCUUGUUCUCCCCUCACCCAUUGCUUCUCUCCUCCCUGCCCUUGAUUUCCCACACCCCUGCCCUCGUUUCCUAUCAUCCAUGCCCCUCGUUUCCCCCCUUUGUACGUUCAGCCUCUUCCCUCCCUGCCCCUCCCUUCCUCCCCCCCUGCCCUUUGCUCUCCCCUCGUUACGCUCCCUUCUCCCCAUCCCUGCUGCCCUCUUACCACCAUCAGCCCAUCCCCACGACCAGCCCCCCUCCCACCCUUCAAUCCCCCCCUCCCUCCCUCUCUCUCUCUCUCUCUCUUUCUCUCACACACACACACACGCACACUCCCCUCCCCCACCCCCCCCCACCUACAUCCUCCCAUUCUGCCCCUCCCUGCCCCUUUCCCACCCCCUCGCACGCCCCUCACCUCCCACCUCCGUGCAACUGGUUUCCCCCCUAUGGUGCCACCCUUGCAUCGCUCGCCCCUCUGCUCACCCUCUGCCCGCCCCUUUUCCGUGCCCUCAGUUGGCCCAGCCCCUGCCCGUUGCUGCCCCUCCCCUUGCCCCCUCAACUCCCCUGCCCCCCGUACACCCCAAGUCCCAUCCAACCGCCCCCACCCUCCCCCGGCUGCCCGUUUCCGCUCUCCACCCCCGCGACCGUGUGCGGCUUCCAACCGCCCAACGGUGGUGCGCACGGGGCGUUUCUUCGCACGGGCAAGCCUCCCCGGGGGCCCCCCACCCCGCUGGGGUCGUUUCACACCCCCUGCCCCCUCAUGCCAUCCGCUCCCCCCGCCCCUACCCUCCGCGUGCCCGCUCCCUUGCCGCCUCUUUUGACCCUCCCUGCCCCCCCUCGCCGUUUCCCACCGCCCGCCAUUCGCUCCUCCCCGCCCGUGCGCUCCCCUCCUUUACCUUCUCCUCCCCCCUCCCCUCCUCUGCUGCACGCCUCUUCCUUCCCCUCGCCGACCCACUCCACUCCCUGCCCCUCCUCAAUCCGCACCCUGCCCCUCGUAUCUCGCCCCCCUAUGCUUGGUUUCUCCCCUCCCUGCCCCUCGCCGCCUUUCCCCGCUCCCCACCUCCCCCCUCUCCCUGCCCCCCCCCACUCUCCCCCCCCCUUGUCCUUGGCUUCCUACCUCCCUGCCUCACCUUUCCCCCCUCCGUGUGCUCAGCUUCUCCCCUCCCUGCCCCUCCCUCCUCCCCGCCCUGCCCCUCAUUUUCCGCCCCCCCCCCACGCCCGGUUUCUCCCCUCCCCGCGCCUCCCUUUCUUUCUCCGUGCCUCUCCUUUGCUCCCUCCCUGCCCCCGCCUGCCCAUGCCCCUGUCCUUGGCUUCUCCCCUCCCUGCCCCACGUUUCUUCCCUCCCUGCCCCCCGUCUGCCCCUCCCUUGUUCUCCCCUCACCCAUUGCUUCUCUCCUCCCUGCCCUUGAUUUCCCACACCCCUGCCCUCGUUUCCUAUCAUCCAUGCCCCUCGUUUCCCCCCUUUGUACGUUCAGCCUCUUCCCUCCCUGCCCCUCCCUUCCUCCCCCCCUGCCCUUUGCUCUCCCCUCGUUACGCUCCCUUCUCCCCAUCCCUGCUGCCCUCUUACCACCAUCAGCCCAUCCCCACGACCAGCCCCCCUCCCACCCUUCAAUCCCCCCCUCCCUCCCUCUCUCUCUCUCUCUCUCUCUUUCUCUCACACACACACACACGCACACUCCCCUCCCCCACCCCCCCCCACCUACAUCCUCCCAUUCUGCCCCUCCCUGCCCCUUUCCCACCCCCUCGCACGCCCCUCACCUCCCACCUCCGUGCAACUGGUUUCCCCCCUAUGGUGCCACCCUUGCAUCGCUCGCCCCUCUGCUCACCCUCUGCCCGCCCCUUUUCCGUGCCCUCAGUUGGCCCAGCCCCUGCCCGUUGCUGCCCCUCCCCUUGCCCCCUCAACUCCCCUGCCCCCCGUACACCCCAAGUCCCAUCCAACCGCCCCCACCCUCCCCCGGCUGCCCGUUUCCGCUCUCCACCCCCGCGACCGUGUGCGGCUUCCAACCGCCCAACGGUGGUGCGCACGGGGCGUUUCUUCGCACGGGCAAGCCUCCCCGGGGGCCCCCCACCCCGCUGGGUCGUUGUUUGGGCAAAAAAAACGAAAAUGAAAGAAUCGGACGCGCUAAAAUCGUCCUUUCUUUUUCCCGCUUGCCCCUCCCCCGGCACGUGCCGAGCAAGGGGCAUAAAUGGUCACACCCCCUGCCCCCUCAUGCCAUCCGCUCCCCCCGCCCCUACCCUCCGCGUGCCCGCUCCCUUGCCGCCUCUUUUGACCCUCCCUGCCCCCCCUCGCCGUUUCCCACCGCCCGCCAUUCGCUCCUCCCCGCCCGUGCGCUCCCCUCCUUUACCUUCUCCUCCCCCCUCCCCUCCUCUGCUGCACGCCUCUUCCUUCCCCUCGCCGACCCACUCCACUCCCUGCCCCUCCUCAAUCCGCACCCUGCCCCUCGUAUCUCGCCCCCCUAUGCUUGGUUUCUCCCCUCCCUGCCCCUCGCCGCCUUUCCCCGCUCCCCACCUCCCCCCUCUCCCUGCCCCCCCCCACUCUCCCCCCCCUUGUCCUUGGCUUCCUACCUCCCUGCCUCACCUUUCCCCCCUCCGUGUGCUCAGCUUCUCCCCUCCCUGCCCCUCCCUCCUCCCCGCCCUGCCCCUCAUUUUCCGCCCCCCCCCCACGCCCGGUUUCUCCCCUCCCCGCGCCUCCCUUUCUUUCUCCGUGCCUCUCCUUUGCUCCCUCCCUGCCCCCGCCUGCCCAUGCCCCUGUCCUUGGCUUCUCCCCUCCCUGCCCCACGUUUCUUCCCUCCCUGCCCCCCGUCUGCCCCUCCCUUGUUCUCCCCUCACCCAUUGCUUCUCUCCUCCCUGCCCUUGAUUUCCCACACCCCUGCCCUCGUUUCCUAUCAUCCAUGCCCCUCGUUUCCCCCCUUUGUACGUUCAGCCUCUUCCCUCCCUGCCCCUCCCUUCCUCCCCCCCUGCCCUUUGCUCUCCCCUCGUUACGCUCCCUUCUCCCCAUCCCUGCUGCCCUCUUACCACCAUCAGCCCAUCCCCACGACCAGCCCCCCUCCCACCCUUCAAUCCCCCCCUCCCUCCCUCUCUCUCUCUCUCUCUCUUUCUCUCACACACACACACACGCACACUCCCCUCCCCCACCCCCCCCCACCUACAUCCUCCCAUUCUGCCCCUCCCUGCCCCUUUCCCACCCCCUCGCACGCCCCUCACCUCCCACCUCCGUGCAACUGGUUUCCCCCCUAUGGUGCCACCCUUGCAUCGCUCGCCCCUCUGCUCACCCUCUGCCCGCCCCUUUUCCGUGCCCUCAGUUGGCCCAGCCCCUGCCCGUUGCUGCCCCUCCCCUUGCCCCCUCAACUCCCCUGCCCCCCGUACACCCCAAGUCCCAUCCAACCGCCCCCACCCUCCCCCGGCUGCCCGUUUCCGCUCUCCACCCCCGCGACCGUGUGCGGCUUCCAACCGCCCAACGGUGGUGCGCACGGGGCUCACACCCCCUGCCCCCUCAUGCCAUCCGCUCCCCCCGCCCCUACCCUCCGCGUGCCCGCUCCCUUGCCGCCUCUUUUGACCCUCCCUGCCCCCCCUCGCCGUUUCCCACCGCCCGCCAUUCGCUCCUCCCCGCCCGUGCGCUCCCCUCCUUUACCUUCUCCUCCCCCCUCCCCUCCUCUGCUGCACGCCUCUUCCUUCCCCUCGCCGACCCACUCCACUCCCUGCCCCUCCUCAAUCCGCACCCUGCCCCUCGUAUCUCGCCCCCCUAUGCUUGGUUUCUCCCCUCCCUGCCCCUCGCCGCCUUUCCCCGCUCCCCACCUCCCCCCUCUCCCUGCCCCCCCCACUCCCCCCCCUUGUCCUUGGCUUCCUACCUCCCUGCCUCACCUUUCCCCCCUCCGUGUGCUCAGCUUCUCCCCUCCCUGCCCCUCCCUCCUCCCCGCCCUGCCCCUCAUUUUCCGCCCCCCCCCACGCCCGGUUUCUCCCCUCCCCGCGCCUCCCUUUCUUUCUCCGUGCCUCUCCUUUGCUCCCUCCCUGCCCCCGCCUGCCCAUGCCCCUGUCCUUGGCUUCUCCCCUCCCUGCCCCACGUUUCUUCCCUCCCUGCCCCCCGUCUGCCCCUCCCUUGUUCUCCCCUCACCCAUUGCUUCUCUCCUCCCUGCCCUUGAUUUCCCACACCCCUGCCCUCGUUUCCUAUCAUCCAUGCCCCUCGUUUCCCCCCUUUGUACGUUCAGCCUCUUCCCUCCCUGCCCCUCCCUUCCUCCCCCCCUGCCCUUUGCUCUCCCCUCGUUACGCUCCCUUCUCCCCAUCCCUGCUGCCCUCUUACCACCAUCAGCCCAUCCCCACGACCAGCCCCCCUCCCACCCUUCAAUCCCCCCCUCCCUCCCUCUCUCUCUCUCUCUCUCUUUCUCUCACACACACACACACGCACACUCCCCUCCCCCACCCCCCCCACCUACAUCCUCCCAUUCUGCCCCUCCCUGCCCCUUUCCCACCCCCUCGCACGCCCCUCACCUCCCACCUCCGUGCAACUGGUUUCCCCCCUAUGGUGCCACCCUUGCAUCGCUCGCCCCUCUGCUCACCCUCUGCCCGCCCCUUUUCCGUGCCCUCAGUUGGCCCAGCCCCUGCCCGUUGCUGCCCCUCCCCUUGCCCCCUCAACUCCCCUGCCCCCCGUACACCCCAAGUCCCAUCCAACCGCCCCCACCCUCCCCCGGCUGCCCGUUUCCGCUCUCCACCCCCGCGACCGUGUGCGGCUUCCAACCGCCCAACGGUGGUGCGCACGGGGCUCACACCCCCUGCCCCCUCAUGCCAUCCGCUCCCCCCGCCCCUACCCUCCGCGUGCCCGCUCCCUUGCCGCCUCUUUUGACCCUCCCUGCCCCCCCUCGCCGUUUCCCACCGCCCGCCAUUCGCUCCUCCCCGCCCGUGCGCUCCCCUCCUUUACCUUCUCCUCCCCCCUCCCCUCCUCUGCUGCACGCCUCUUCCUUCCCCUCGCCGACCCACUCCACUCCCUGCCCCUCCUCAAUCCGCACCCUGCCCCUCGUAUCUCGCCCCCCUAUGCUUGGUUUCUCCCCUCCCUGCCCCUCGCCGCCUUUCCCCGCUCCCCACCUCCCCCUCUCCCUGCCCCCCCCCACUCUCCCCCCCCUUGUCCUUGGCUUCCUACCUCCCUGCCUCACCUUUCCCCCCUCCGUGUGCUCAGCUUCUCCCCUCCCUGCCCCUCCCUCCUCCCCGCCCUGCCCCUCAUUUUCCGCCCCCCCCCCACGCCCGGUUUCUCCCCUCCCCGCGCCUCCCUUUCUUUCUCCGUGCCUCUCCUUUGCUCCCUCCCUGCCCCCGCCUGCCCAUGCCCCUGUCCUUGGCUUCUCCCCUCCCUGCCCCACGUUUCUUCCCUCCCUGCCCCCCGUCUGCCCCUCCCUUGUUCUCCCCUCACCCAUUGCUUCUCUCCUCCCUGCCCUUGAUUUCCCACACCCCUGCCCUCGUUUCCUAUCAUCCAUGCCCCUCCCCCUGCCCGUUGCUGCCCCUCCCCUUGCCCCCUCAACUCCCCUGCCCCCCGUACACCCCAAGUCCCAUCCAACCGCCCCCACCCUCCCCCGGCUGCCCGUUUCCGCUCUCCACCCCCGCGACCGUGUGCGGCUUCCAACCGCCCAACGGUGGUGCGCACGGGGCUCACACCCCCUGCCCCCUCAUGCCAUCCGCUCCCCCCGCCCCUACCCUCCGCGUGCCCGCUCCCUUGCCGCCUCUUUUGACCCUCCCUGCCCCCCCUCGCCGUUUCCCACCGCCCGCCAUUCGCUCCUCCCCGCCCGUGCGCUCCCCCUCCUUUACCUUCUCCUCCCCCCCUCCCCUCCUCUGCUGCACGCCUCUUCCUUCCCCUCGCCGACCCACUCCACUCCCUGCCCCUCCUCAAUCCGCACCCUGCCCUCGUAUCUCGCCCCCCUAUGCUUGGUUUCUCCCCUCCCUGCCCCUCGCCGCCUUUCCCCGCUCCCCACCUCCCCCCUCUCCCUGCCCCCCCCCACUCUCCCCCCCCUUGUCCUUGGCUUCCUACCUCCCUGCCUCACCUUUCCCCCCUCCGUGUGCUCAGCUUCUCCCCUCCCUGCCCCUCCCUCCUCCCCGCCCUGCCCCUCAUUUUCCGCCCCCCCCCCCACGCCCGGUUUCUCCCCUCCCCGCGCCUCCCUUUCUUUCUCCGUGCCUCUCCUUUGCUCCCUCCCUGCCCCCGCCUGCCCAUGCCCCUGUCUUGGCUUCUCCCCUCCCUGCCCCACGUUUCUUCCCUCCCUGCCCCCCGUCUGCCCCUCCCUUGUUCUCCCCUCACCCAUUGCUUCUCUCCUCCCUGCCCUUGAUUUCCCACACCCCUGCCCUCGUUUCCUAUCAUCCAUGCCCCUCCCCCUGCCCGUUGCUGCCCCUCCCCUUGCCCCCUCAACUCCCCUGCCCCCCGUACACCCCAAGUCCCAUCCAACCGCCCCCACCCUCCCCCGGCUGCCCGUUUCCGCUCUCCACCCCCGCGACCGUGUGCGGCUUCCAACCGCCCAACGGUGGUGCGCACGGGGCUCACACCCCCUGCCCCCUCAUGCCAUCCGCUCCCCCCGCCCCUACCCUCCGCGUGCCCGCUCCCUUGCCGCCUCUUUUGACCCUCCCUGCCCCCCCCUCGCCGUUUCCCACCGCCCGCCAUUCGCUCCUCCCCGCCCGUGCGCUCCCCUCCUUUACCUUCUCCUCCCUCCUCCCCUCCUCUGCUGCACGCCUCUUCCUUCCCCUCGCCGACCCACUCCACUCCCUGCCCCUCCUCAAUCCGCACCCUGCCCCUCGUAUCUCGCCCCCCUAUGCUUGGUUUCUCCCCUCCCUGCCCCUCGCCGCCUUUCCCCGCUCCCCACCUCCCCCCUCUCCCUGCCCCCCCCACUCUCCCCCCCUUGUCCUUGGCUUCCUACCUCCCUGCCUCACCUUUCCCCCCUCCGUGUGCUCAGCUUCUCCCCUCCCUGCCCCUCCCUCCUCCCCGCCCUGCCCCUCAUUUUCCGCCCCCCCCCCCACGCCCGGUUUCUCCCCUCCCCGCGCCUCCCUUUCUUUCUCCGUGCCUCUCCUUUGCUCCCUCCCUGCCCCCGCCUGCCCAUGCCCCUGUCCUUGGCUUCUCCCCUCCCUGCCCCACGUUUCUUCCCUCCCUGCCCCCCGUCUGCCCCUCCCUUGUUCUCCCCUCACCCAUUGCUUCUCUCCUCCCUGCCCUUGAUUUCCCACACCCCUGCCCUCGUUUCCUAUCAUCCAUGCCCCUCGUUUCCCCCCUUUGUACGUUCAGCCUCUUCCCUCCCUGCCCCUCCCUUCCUCCCCCCCUGCCCUUUGCUCUCCCCUCGUUACGCUCCCUUCUCCCCAUCCCUGCUGCCCUCUUACCACCAUCAGCCCAUCCCCACGACCAGCCCCCCUCCCACCCUUCAAUCCCCCCCUCCCUCCCUCUCUCUCUCUCUCUCUCUCUUUCUCUCACACACACACACACGCACACUCCCCUCCCCCACCCCCCCCACCUACAUCCUCCCAUUCUGCCCCUCCCUGCCCCUUUCCCACCCCCUCGCACGCCCCUCACCUCCCACCUCCGUGCAACUGGUUUCCCCCCUAUGGUGCCACCCUUGCAUCGCUCGCCCCUCUGCUCACCCUCUGCCCGCCCCUUUUCCGUGCCCUCAGUUGGCCCAGCCCCUGCCCGUUGCUGCCCCUCCCCUUGCCCCCUCAACUCCCCUGCCCCCGUACACCCCAAGUCCCAUCCAACCGCCCCCACCCCUCCCCCGGCUGCCCGUUUCCGCUCUCCACCCCCGCGACCUCAACACCCCCUGCCCCCUCAUGCCAUCCGCUCCCCCCGCCCCUACCCUCCGCGUGCCCCGCUCCCUUGCCGCCUCUUUGACCCUCCCUGCCCCCCCCCUCGCCGUUCUCCCACCGCCCGCCAUUCGCUCCUCCCCGCCCUGUGCGCUCCCCUCCUUUACCUUCUCCUCCCCCUCCCCUCCUCUGCUGCACGCCUCUUCCUUCCCCUCGCCGACCCACUCCACUCCCUGCCCCUCCUCAAUCCGCACCCUGCCCCUCGUAUCUCGCCCCCCUAUGCUUGGUUUCUCCCCUCCCUGCCCCUCGCCGCCUUUCCCCGCUCCCCACCUCCCCCCUCUCCCUGCCCCCCCCCACUCUCCCCCCCCUUGUCCUUGGCUUCCUACCUCCCUGCCUCACCUUUCCCCCCUCCGUGUGCUCAGCUUCUCCCCUCCCUGCCCCUCCCUCCUCCCCGCCCUGCCCCUCAUUUUCCGCCCCCCCCCCCACGCCCGGUUUCUCCCCUCCCCGCGCCUCCCUUUCUUUCUCCGUGCCUCUCCUUUGCUCCCUCCCUGCCCCCGCCUGCCCAUGCCCCUGUCCUUGGCUUCUCCCCUCCCUGCCCCACGUUUCUUCCCUCCCUGCCCCCCGUCUGCCCCUCCCUUGUUCUCCCCUCACCCAUUGCUUCUCUCCUCCCUGCCCUUGAUUUCCCACACCCCUGCCCUCGUUUCCUAUCAUCCAUGCCCCUCGUUUCCCCCCUUUGUACGUUCAGCCUCUUCCCUCCCUGCCCCUCCCUUCCUCCCCCCCUGCCCUUUGCUCUCCCCUCGUUACGCUCCCUUCUCCCCAUCCCUGCUGCCCUCUUACCACCAUCAGCCCAUCCCCACGACCAGCCCCCCUCCCACCCUUCAAUCCCCCCCUCCCUCCCUCUCUCUCUCUCUCUCUCUCUUUCUCUCACACACACACACACGCACACUCCCCUCCCCCACCCCCCCCACCUACAUCCUCCCAUUCUGCCCCUCCCUGCCCCUUUCCCACCCCCUCGCACGCCCCUCACCUCCCACCUCCGUGCAACUGGUUUCCCCCCUAUGGUGCCACCCUUGCAUCGCUCGCCCCUCUGCUCACCCUCUGCCCGCCCCUUUUCCGUGCCCUCAGUUGGCCCAGCCCCUGCCCGUUGCUGCCCCUCCCCUUGCCCCCUCAACUCCCCUGCCCCCCGUACACCCCAAGUCCCAUCCAACCGCCCCCACCCUCCCCCGGCUGCCCGUUUCCGCUCUCCACCCCCGCGACCGUGUGCGGCUUCCAACCGCCCAACGGUGUCACACCCCCUGCCCCCUCAUGCCAUCCGCUCCCCCCGCCCCUACCCUCCGCGUGCCCGCUCCCUUGCCGCCUCUUUUGACCCUCCCUGCCCCCCCUCGCCGUUUCCCACCGCCCGCCAUUCGCUCCUCCCCGCCCGUGCGCUCCCCUCCUUUACCUUCUCCUCCCCCCUCCCCUCCCUCUGCUGCACGCCUCUUCCUUCCCCUCGCCGACCCACUCCACUCCCUGCCCCUCCUCAAUCCGCACCCUGCCCCUCGUAUCUCGCCCCCCUAUGCUUGCUUCUCCCCUCCCUGCCCCUCCCUCCUCCCCGCCCUGCCCCUCAUUUUCCGCCCCCCCCCCACGCCCGGUUUCUCCCCUCCCCGCGCCUCCCUUUCUUUCUCCGUGCCUCUCCUUUGCUCCCUCCCUGCCCCCGCCUGCCCAUGCCCCUGUCCUUGGCUUCUCCCUCCCUGCCCCACGUUUCUUCCCUCCCUGCCCCCCGUCUGCCCCUCCCUUGUUCUCCCCUCACCCAUUGCUUCUCUCCUCCCUGCCCUUGAUUUCCCACACCCCUGCCCUCGUUUCCUAUCAUCCAUGCCCCUCGUUUCCCCCCUUUGUACGUUCAGCCUCUUCCCUCCCUGCCCCUCCCUUCCUCCCCCCCUGCCCUUUGCUCUCCCCUCGUUACGCUCCCUUCUCCCCAUCCCUGCUGCCCUCUUACCACCAUCAGCCCAUCCCCACGACCAGCCCCCCUCCCACCCUUCAAUCCCCCCCCUCCCUCCCUCUCUCUCUCUCUCUCUCUUUCUCUCACACACACACACACGCACACUCCCCUCCCCCACCCCCCCCCCACCUACAUCCUCCCAUUCUGCCCCUCCCUGCCCCUUUCCCACCCCCUCGCACGCCCCUCACCUCCCACCUCCGUGCAACUGGUUUCCCCCCUAUGGUGCCACCCUUGCAUCGCUCGCCCCUCUGCUCACCCUCUGCCCGCCCCUUUUCCGUGCCCUCAGUUGGCCCAGCCCCUGCCCGUUGCUGCCCCUCCCCUUGCCCCCUCAACUCCCCUGCCCCCCGUACACCCCAAGUCCCAUCCAACCGCCCCCACCCUCCCCCGGCUGCCCGUUUCCGCUCUCCACCCCCGCGACCGUGUGCGGCUUCCAACCGCCCAACGGUGGUGCGCACGGGGCGUUUCUUCGCACGGGCAAGCCUCCCCGGGGGCCCCCCACCCCGCUGGGUCGUUUCACACCCCCUGCCCCCUCAUGCCAUCCGCUCCCCCCGCCCCUACCCUCGCGUGCCCGCUCCCUUGCCGCCUCUUUUGACCCUCCCCUGCCCCCCCUCGCCGUUUCCCACCGCCCGCCAUUCGCUCCUCCCCCGCCCGUGCGCUCCCCUCCUUUACCUUCUCCUCCCCCCUCCCCUCCUCUGCUGCACGCCUCUUCCUUCCCCUCGCCGACCCACUCCACUCCCUGCCCCUCCUCAAUCCGCACCCUGCCCCUCGUAUCUCGCCCCCCUAUGCUUGGUUUCUCCCCUCCCUGCCCCUCGCCGCCUUUCCCCGCUCCCCACCUCCCCCCUCUCCCUGCCCCCCCCCACUCUCCCCCCCCUUGUCCUUGGCUUCCUACCUCCCUGCCUCACCUUUCCCCCCUCCGUGUGCUCAGCUUCUCCCCUCCCUGCCCCUCCCUCCUCCCCGCCCUGCCCCUCAUUUUCCGCCCCCCCCCCACGCCCGGUUUCUCCCCUCCCCGCGCCUCCCUUUCUUUCUCCGUGCCUCUCCUUUGCUCCCUCCCUGCCCCCGCCUGCCCAUGCCCCUGUCCUUGGCUUCUCCCCUCCCUGCCCCACGUUUCUUCCCUCCCUGCCCCCCGUCUGCCCCCUCCCUUGUUCUCCCCUCACCCAUUGCUUCUCUCCUCCCUGCCCUUGAUUCCCACACCCCUGCCCUCGUUUCCUAUCAUCCAUGCCCCUCGUUUCCCCCCUUUGUACGUUCAGCCUCUUCCCUCCCUGCCCCUCCCUUCCUCCCCCCCUGCCCUUUGCUCUCCCCUCGUUACGCUCCCUUCUCCCCAUCCCUGCUGCCCUCUUACCACCAUCAGCCCAUCCCCACGACCAGCCCCCCUCCCACCCUUCAAUCCCCCCCUCCCUCCCUCUCUCUCUCUCUCUCUCUUUCUCUCACACACACACACACGCACACUCCCCUCCCCCACCCCCCCCACCUACAUCCUCCCAUUCUGCCCCUCCCUGCCCCUUUCCCACCCCUCGCACGCCCCUCACCUCCCACCUCCGUGCAACUGGUUUUCCCCCCUAUGGUGCCACCCUUGCAUCGCUCGCCCCUCUGCUCACCCUCUGCCCGCCCCUUUUCCGUGCCCUCAGUUGGCCCAGCCCCUGCCCGUUGCUGCCCCUCCCCUUGCCCCCUCAACUCCCCUGCCCCCCGUACACCCCAAGUCCCAUCCAACCGCCCCCACCCUCCCCCGGCUGCCCGUUUCCGCUCUCCACCCCCGCGACCGUGUGCGGCUUCCAACCGCCCAACGGUGGUGCGCACGGGGCUCAACACCCCCUGCCCCCUCAUGCCAUCCGCUCCCCCCCGCCCCUACCCUCCGCGUGGCCCGCUCCCUUGCCGCCUCUUUUGACCCUCCCUGCCCCCCCUCGCCCUUUCCCACCGCCCGCCAUUUCGCUCCUCCCCCGCCCGUGCGCUCCCCUCCUUUACCUUCUCCUCCCCCCUCCCCUCCUCUGCUGCACGCCUCUUCCUUCCCCUCGCCGACCCACUCCACCUCCCUGCCCCUCCUCAAUCCGCACCCUGCCCCUCGUAUCUCGCCCCCCUAUGCUUGCUUCUCCCCCUCCCUGCCCCUCCCUCCUCCCCGCCCUGCCCCUCAUUUUCCGCCCCCCCCCACGCCCGGUUUCUCCCCUCCCCGCGACUCCCUUUCUUUCUCCGUGCCCUCUCCUUUGCUCCCUCCCUGCCCCCGCCUGCCCAUGCCCUGUCCUUGGCCUUCUCCCCUCCCUGCCCCACGUUUCUUCCCUCCCUGCCCCCCGUCUGCCCCUCCCUUGUUCUCCCCUCACCCAUUGCUUCUCUCCUCCCUGCCCUUGAUUUCCCACACCCCUGCCCUCGUUUCCUAUCAUCCAUGCCCCUCGUUUCCCCCCUUUUGUACGUUCAGCCUCUUCCCUCCCUGCCCCUCCCUUCCUCCCCCCCUGCCCUUUGCUCUCCCCUCGUUACGCUCCCUUCUCCCCAUCCCUGCUGCCCUCUUACCACCAUCAGCCCAUCCCCACGACCAGCCCCCCUCCCACCCUUCAAUCCCCCCCUCCCUCCCUCUCCUCUCUCUCUCUCUCUUUCUCUCACACACACACACACGCACACUCCCCUCCCCCACCCCCCCCACCUACAUCCUCCCAUUCUGCCCCUCCCUGCCCCUUUCCCACCCCCUCGCACGCCCCUCACCUCCCACCUCCGUGCAACUGGUUUCCCCCCUAUGGUGCCACCCUUGCAUCGCUCGCCCCUCUGCUCACCCUCUGCCCGCCCCUUUUCCGUGCCCUCAGUUGGCCCAGCCCCCUCCCGUUGCUGCCCCUCCCCUUGCCCCCUCAACUCCCCUGCCCCCCGUACACCCCAAGUCCCAUCCAACCGCCCCCACCCUCCCCCGGCUGCCCGUUUCCGCUCUCCACCCCCGCGACCGUGUGCGGCUUCCAACCGCCCAACGGUGGUGCGCACGGGGCGUUUCUUCGCACGGGCAAGCCUCCCCGGGGGCCCCCCACCCCCGCUGGGGUCGUUGUUUGGGCAAAAAAAACGAAAAUGAAAGAAUCGGACGCGCUAAAAUCGUCCUUUCUUUUUCCCCGCUUGCCCCUCCCCCGGCACGUGCCGAGCAAGGGGCAUAA
Messenger RNA from Closterium sp. NIES-65, 23436 nucleotides. The record is from the annotation of a GenBank genome assembly. Lineage: Eukaryota; Viridiplantae; Streptophyta; Zygnematophyceae; Desmidiales; Closteriaceae.